Iphiclides podalirius (scarce swallowtail) is the source of this 198-nucleotide messenger RNA. Lineage: Eukaryota; Metazoa; Arthropoda; Insecta; Lepidoptera; Papilionidae. The record is from the annotation of a GenBank genome assembly.
AUGCUGUUCGUUACGGCCGGCCUUAGCGAUUACACCCCCAUUGUGUUCCGCGGCCGCUGCCAAGACCCCGCGGAGAGAGCUGAACUCGCAAAAGUUUCCGACUCGUUCAAAUGGGCGGCUUUUGUUAGAGAGCGACUUAUUGUUCGGGACAGAUUGCGGGGGAUCAGCGUCGGGCUGUCCCGAAAUUCGCGCCAGACG